CUGCUAGAACAUCCAUCUGUGGGUGAGGGAGGGGCACCUGCACGAGUCUGACUGCGUUGCUUUCAGGUUAUCAGCACGUCGUCAGAGCUGAGUGCUCAGUCUCAGCAGGAGCCAGCAGGCAUCACAAGUUCAGGUCCUGCUCGUCUAAAGGAUCUCCUUUGAGCUGGUUGGUAUCAAACAAAUAAAAAGGAGCUGCUGCAGGACAAAGGCGAGAAAUCAUGACACAAGGCAAGCUGUCACUUUCUAACAAGGAUAACAAUGGCUCCACCAGUGAACAGGCUUUUGUGCCACCAUCUCCCCCCAUAUAUGAGGAGUCGAUUGCAGGCAUCAGCGCUCCUUGCUACGAUGAUGUUGAGAUGCUCACAGAGUUCACCUGGGAUGAUCACAACAUCAGGAGAGUCUUCAUCCGGAAGGUGUACACCAUCUUAUUGGUCCAGCUUUUGGUAACUGUAGCUAUUGUGGCUCUAUUCACUUUCUGCGACCCUGUGAGAGACUACAUCCAGACCAACCCUGGAUGGUACUGGGCUUCAUACGCUGUAUUCUUUGUCACCUAUCUGACUCUUUCUUGCUGCUCUGCACCCAGGAGGCAGUUUCCAUGGAAUCUGAUUCUGCUCACCAUCUUUACCUUGUCGCUUUCGUACAUGACAGGAAUGUUGUCCAGCUACUAUAACACCAAGUCGGUGGUGAUGUGUCUGGGGAUCGCAGCAGCGGUCUGUCUCGUGGUCACAAUCUUCAGCUUCCAAACAAAGUUUGACGUGACCUCCUGCCAUGGUAUGCUGUUCAUGUUCUGUUUGGUUAUGUUCAUCUCUGGACUGGUGUUGGCUGUUGUGCUCCCGUUCCAGUAUGUUCCUUGGUUGGAUGCCAUUUAUGCUUCCCUGGGAGCCAUCCUGUUUACUAUGUUUUUGGCAUUUGACACCCAGCUGCUUAUGGGGAACAAGCGGUACACCAUGAGUCCAGAAGAAUACGUCUUCGCCACGCUCAGCAUCUACCUGGACAUUGUGUACAUAUUCUCCUUCUUCCUCCAGAUCUUUGGAGCAAAACGGGAUUAAACCCCCUUUCAAACCCUCCGGCACCAUCAUGAAAAUAUAAACACAGAGAGCUAAGUAUUUUAAAUGUAGGUGGUUGUGGUGACAGUAUAUAUUUAUUAUUGAUGCCUCAUUUUACCCUUUGAAAUAAUGAAUACUCUGUGAAUCCACGGCUUAGACUUAGACUCUCAGUGAUUCCUGAUGUUUCUCUGCUCUGGGGUGUCCUUAUGCAGAGUAUUGGUGUGGUGUGUACACAUCUUGUGCAAAAGAGAGUUUCCUUUUAGAGUGAAUUUAACACAUAGGGUAACGCUUAGCUGUAACUCUGUAGAGUCAAUCCAUCUUUUAGUUUUUGCCGUGGGUAUUUAUUAGACUGAAACACACAGGAGACUUUACAAAAACACAUUUAAAAUAUACAUACAUUAUUUUAUUUUUGCAGUAUUGGUGGUGUACUUGUUUUUAUGGGUUUUGAAAAACAGUCAUAACAUUUUUUUACAUCAAGUCAGAUUAUGCUGCUUUAUCUUAUCUGAUUUGUUGAACCAUGGCAGUUCCAACCGUACUUCAAGGAUCCAGGGUGACGCAACGCUUGUGUGUGAACUGUUUAACGCGUGUUUGAACUCAAAUCUUUGGAUUGAAGAUUGAUUGUAGAUUUCUUUCAGGAACUAUUUUUAGAUUGAGCCUUAUAGGUUUCAGUUUUACUUAUGUGUGACCCUUGAGUCAGUUUGAAGUGAUAAUGAACAAUAAAUAUAAACGUAACAGUGCCAAACGUGCAAGAAUUUACUGUAACUUUCAUAGGGGCCUGUGUUUUUUGAAGGAACUCAAAGGCUGUUGUUUACUGGCAUUGAAAGUUUAUUUUUCUAUGACAGAAUGAUAUUUUCAGAAAGUAUGGUGUAAAAAUUGCACGUUUGCUUAAAAUGAAUUUAUUUAUGGAAAAUGUUAUUUUAUUACCUUUAUUUUUAUCACAUUGAUGUAAUAAUGAUUUAGGAGGAUAGUAGAUUUGGCGUUCUUGAUUUAAAUGAUCAAAGGGUGUUAGAUGAAGCUCAUCAGUUCUCUCUGAUUUAAUAAACUGUCAACACCUCUAUUAUUUACCUUUUAUUCAUUGUUUACUGAUAAUGAAGUCCAAAGAAAGAAAAUGGUCUAAUCCUGUAAAUAGACCCAAAUAUAAUUAAUUAUAAAAUGACAGAUACAUAGUUUUAUUUGCACUUCUAAAAGAAAUGUUUGAGCAGGUCUAUACACUUGUAAUAAAUGUUACCACAUACAGGAAGGCAUCUCUGCUGCUCCUUACACAGCUUAUUUGUUUCUAAAACCACAUGUGCACGUAUUUGCAUCUCGUCACAGGAUGCUUCUGCUCUGAUGGUAGGUAGAAGAUGGAGUAGAGGCAGAGCUGCAGCAGCAGCAGGUCUGUAAAGAGAGGCAGGCUGGUUAAUCAAACCAGAGACUUCUGAUCACUGCAUGGGGUUGAGGUGUUCCAGUAGAGGAGGUAAAUGUAGAAAACCUAAAAGUUGAGUUUGUGUCAUGGAGUUUUACAGAAGAUGAGUUCAUUAGCGGAACAAGGACCAUGCAGGCAAGGGGGUGUGUUAGGUAGGUUUUCACAGAAGAGAGGGGAACAGAGGAGCUUUAUUCAGGUGAGUUGGAGAUGGGGGAUGAUUGCAGGAUGGAGGCGGAGUAACCAGGUGGGUUGAAAAAACUGAGACAGUGUGAAAACUACAGAUAGAGAACAUUUGGUCUAUAGAGACAAGAGGAGGCAACUAAAACAGGUCAGUUUAGGACCAAAGCGAAAUUCACAGUGAAGAAUUGAAAUACCUAAUCCUAUUUUUUUUUUUUUAUUUAAAUGAUUUAUCCUCUGUGACGGGGGAAUCCUGUUUCUCGGGGACCACUAUCCAGCAUGUAUUCGUUUUUUUUUCUGCUUCAACACUUGAUUUACAGCAUGCGAUAGACAGGCUUCUGCAGAUUGAUGAACAGAUAUUCAACCAUUGAAUUGUUAGGGUUGCUGGAGGGAAACAACUAAAACAUUCUGGAUAGCAGCCCUCGAGGACCAGGAUUCCAUCAGCCCAACUACUGAUGCCUUAGCAGUAGGCUAAAAAUACAGAACAAACAUUUAAAGACAAGAGUCAUAAUCAUCAAGGCAGGCCUCAUGGGCCAAAAAAUACCCGUGAUUUUUUCAAUAAAACAAUGCAAAGAC
Molecule: messenger RNA, 3204 nt
Organism: Nothobranchius furzeri (turquoise killifish)
Lineage: Eukaryota; Metazoa; Chordata; Actinopteri; Cyprinodontiformes; Nothobranchiidae
Product: protein lifeguard 2
Biological process (GO): negative regulation of apoptotic signaling pathway
Cellular component (GO): Golgi apparatus; endoplasmic reticulum
Source: RefSeq, a predicted model, not a curated record